Molecule: messenger RNA, 3097 nt
Organism: Drosophila gunungcola (fruit fly)
Lineage: Eukaryota; Metazoa; Arthropoda; Insecta; Diptera; Drosophilidae
Gene: nAChRalpha4
Product: acetylcholine receptor subunit alpha-like
Exons: 13
Coding region: 725-2431 (568 amino acids)
Biological process (GO): regulation of membrane potential; monoatomic ion transmembrane transport; nervous system process
Cellular component (GO): neuron projection; synapse; postsynaptic membrane
Molecular function (GO): acetylcholine-gated monoatomic cation-selective channel activity; transmembrane signaling receptor activity
Source: RefSeq, a predicted model, not a curated record
UAUAUAGCCAUAUCUAAGCGGGCAAAUUCAGAAAAAACAUCAUUUUCUGUUUGUUUACAUCAUAUGUAUAUAUGUACAUAUUAGAUUUACAAAAAUUUUAAUCACAUGUUUAAAUUGAACUACAUUAACACUUCAUGAUAUUUUAAAAUGACUUGAACUAUUCACAAAAUACUACAGUAUGUACAAAAUAUUUGGGGGAGGAAAUGUAUAUUCCAGUCUCUUCUUUCCAUGUGCAGGGAUGGAACAGAAUGGGGAGGAUUCCAAGAUAUUUCUUCGCCCAGUUUCAAAAGGCAAUUCAUUGGUUUGAUAAGCACAUCGCGGCUUCGGUAACAAUAUUUUACCUUUAAUGAUGUAACACAGAUUUGUAAUCGAAGUGUAUCAUCAAAUUUGUAUAUACAUUAUAAAUUUGAAAAUAAAAAAUGUCGGGAUAUUGUUUUAUUGUGCAUUGUGUCGUUAACAUGUGAAAAUGUGUGGCCUACAUUAAAUAGAGUUGGCAAACAUUUAAAAGGCGUUUUAGCAACACCUUUUUCAAGGCGUAAUCGACCAGUUAUUAUUUUGUGAAAAUCUAUAACCAGAUAUAAAACCAUUGUAUACGCAUCCACAUUGUUUACUAAAAAUAUUAUUACCGAUACCAUUGGAUGCUGAAAGGAUUCUUCAAAUAAAUAUCACACUUUUCUAUCAUUCUACAGACAUUUUCUCAUUGAAGGCGUACAUUAAAGUUACUAUGAAGUUCAUAAUCGAAGUAUUGAGAUUAUUUAUAAGGAAGCCAUCUUCGGGCGAAACACUCAGAGCUUGGAUACUUUCUGCUCUUAUGGUACAUGGAGCAGUAGCUGGAAACCCCGAUGCAAAACGGUUAUAUGAUGACCUCUUGAGCAACUAUAACAAAUUAGUUCGGCCUGUUGUUAAUACCACUGAUGUUCUUAAAGUUUGCAUAAAAUUAAAGCUUUCGCAGCUUAUAGAUGUGAACCUAAAAAAUCAAAUAAUGACCACAAAUCUUUGGGUUGAGCAGUCCUGGUACGAUUACAAACUUCGAUGGGAACCGAAAGAAUACGGUGGAGUUCACAUGUUGCACGUUCCUUCCGAUCAUAUAUGGAGACCGGAUAUUGUUCUUUAUAAUAAUGCUGAUGGUAACUUCGAAGUGACUCUUGCUACAAAAGCCACAAUUUACUCUGAAGGAUUAGUUGAAUGGAAGCCACCAGCUAUAUACAAAUCAUCCUGUGAGAUAGAUGUAGAAUAUUUCCCAUUUGAUGAACAAACCUGUGUUCUAAAAUUUGGCAGUUGGACUUAUGAUGGGUUUAAGGUUGACUUGAGGCACAUGGAUGAACAGCAGGGCAGCAACGUGGUCGACGUUGGUGUGGACCUGUCGGAAUUUUACAUGUCUGUUGAAUGGGAUAUUCUCGAAGUGCCAGCAGUAAGGAAUGAAAAGUUUUAUACAUGUUGCGAUGAACCUUAUUUGGACAUAACAUUUAACAUUACAAUGAGGAGGAAAACGCUGUUUUAUACAGUUAAUAUAAUAAUACCAUGUAUGGGUAUUUCAUUUUUAACUGUAUUGACCUUUUACCUACCAUCGGAUAGUGGAGAAAAGGUUACACUAUCUAUUUCCAUCCUGAUUAGUUUACACGUGUUUUUUCUUUUGGUGGUUGAAAUCAUUCCUCCCACGUCAUUAGUUGUACCUUUACUUGGGAAAUAUCUAAUAUUUGCUAUGAUACUUGUAUCUAUAAGCAUAUGCGUGACGGUUGUUGUUUUGAAUGUCCAUUUCCGAUCCCCUCAAACUCAUAGGAUGGCACCCUGGGUUAAACGCGUAUUUAUAGACUUUUUGCCUUCAUUUUUAUUCAUUAAGAGACCUACGUACAACUUUGAAACAAGUAAAUUACUUUUAAAGGACACCCACGCCUGCUUUUAUCCUUAUUACUCUGCAACAAAUAUUGAUCGACUUGUGCCUUCAGGAUAUAAUUCCAGUCAGCAGAAGGAAGAUUCAUCGCAGAGCCUGACUGCCAAUGGUCCCUUUGGAGGAAGCUGUCAAGUGCAUGGCCCUGUGCUGCCACUCACUCAUUGUAGCUCAGACGAAAUAGCAGCCGUCCCGGAUAUAGAUACCGGAUCUUUAAGGAUAAAGAGUCCCCUUCUAAACAAUCCAGCAUUUUCUCAUUCCAAAUGUCUCCCCAAGAUUCACAAAAGCUGCUUUUGUGUGCGGUUUAUAGCGGAGCAUACUAAAAUGCAAGAAGAUUCGACAAAAGUCAAAGAGGAUUGGAAAUACGUUGCUAUGGUGUUAGAUAGACUUUUUCUUUGGAUAUUUACGUUGGCUGUUGUAGUUGGUACCGCUGGAAUCAUUUUACAAGCCCCUACAUUGUAUGAUGACCGCAUUCCAAUUAUUGAACAAAAGGAUUUGGACUUUUCUGGAACAUCGGCUGGACGCUGCAGACCUCCGCAAUAACAUCAUUAUAUUGGAUGGAAUAAAGGAUAAAGUUGUGAUGGUUUAAAUUGGUAUUAUCAUCAUAAAAAAAUCAUAAUACUUAAAUUAGUGUUUUUUUCAAGUAAAAUUAAACUUGAAUCUAAAAAUUUAAUUAAAGAUACUUCUGCCACAAUUAGCGAGAGCAUAAAAUCUCUACAUUUGAAAAGCUUCGGCGACCUAUUGUUAAAUAGGCUACCAUAUAACAAGUUUACAUACGAUUUCCACUGAUUGUACGGUAGUGCUAAGUUCAAUUGUAAUUUAAAUGUAUACGUUUUAGUCAAUAAAAUUAAGCUCUAAUAACAAAAUAAAGAGCUUGGUUAAAUUUUGUAUGUGCCCCAUUCUGUUAUGAUAUUUUUUCUAAAGUCGAAUCGAAAAAUCAAUACAACUAUACAAUACAAAUCAAUACAACAUUGUUUUUGACUGUAAAAUAUUACAUUUUAAUGUUUUGUGUUAUCAGUGUUUUUCCUUAAACUAUUAAUUGACAUGUUUUUCCUAAUCAAUAAAAUCUUUAAAAUCAUAAUAAUAAAAAUUAAAAGACAUAAGUUCUCACUAGGUUUUAAAAUAUUUUACUUUAUUACUAAACAUUAGCGUGAAAAAAUGUGAAAUAGAAAGUUAACAUUUUAGCAAAUAGGAAUAUAAAUAUUUAAA